AACGACCUAACCGAAGCGCAGGCCUCACGUCUAUCAAAGUGGAAACAAUCUCCUGGCCACCAACGCCACAAGAACGGGGCAUAGAGGUGACUGUCGAUCGUCCUCGCACAUUUUAACCUGUCAAUACUCACGCCGCCAUCUCUUGUCAGCCUUUUGCGAUAUUUGGACGUGUACGGAGUAUCCGUACAGUCGUUUGCAUUUUGCGCCAUCAUGGCGGCAGCGGCGACAACUACGUCAACUCCAACACCAACGACAUUUAUUGCUUUGAGCACGAUUUUCACCCCCCCUUUGAGUUGUAGCUCAUCUUGGACAUAUGAACCUUCGGAUUUUAAUGGGAACCCGUCAGGUCUCUUCAUUCAAAACGCAGUGGGAGGUAACGCCUUCAAUACCGCGUGCUGGCCGCCUUACUUUACACAAAAUGGACGUGAUCAAGUAGUCGGCACAGUGCAAGUGUAUAGCCCUGGAGCGUGCCCGGUUGGGUACACUUCAAACAUUAUCGCACCUGGUGACACGACAACAGUAACUUGCUGUCAAUCUGGAUUUACCUAUCAUUUCUCCUCGGCCACCAGCGAUGAACGCGCAGCCGGCGCGCUUGCAGGUUGCAUAUCAACUUUCAGUUCCGAUGAGACUACAACAGUUUUGGCGCGGCCACUGGGUACUCUCACGCCAAACACUCUUAUUGUCACUUCUACGCUCGACGGUGCCUCGCUUGGGCAAGUGACUAUGUGGGGACAACCGAUCACAAUUGCAUAUCAGCAAAAAGACCUCUCGUUAUUUUCCACGUCUUCAAGCAGCGCAUCGGCUACAGGAUCAGUGACACUAAGCAACUUAGCCUCAGCUUCUACUUCGAAUCCAGUUUCGAGCUCUUCGCAGACACAACCAGGCAAUACAAGUUCCGGCCUAUCCACAGGAGCGAAGGCAGGAAUUGGCGUGGGUGUGGCAGUUGCAGUGUUGGCAAUAUUGGGAAUGGCGUUUUUCCUUUUUUCCAGACAGAAGAGACAGCAAAGCCCACAUCAUGAACCAUAUUCGGCCGCAUAUGUGGCCGAACCUCAAUACCCCCCGCAAGAAAUGGACGCUACGAGUGCGCGAGUGGAGAUGUCCCACGUAGCAAAUCCUAUCUCCAAAGUUGAUCCCAGAAGGGUACAUGAGAUCGAAGGCUCAACAGACCAUUACACAUAAGAGGGCCCUUUAAUUUUGCGCUCGAACAUUUUUCGCAUUUGGUCCCAAACCCGCGAUGCUGAGGCUUGGGUUAAAGAUUAUGUAGCGUUUUGACACUCAACGUUCACUUUGUAUAAAAAUAUUAAUUCUAUUUUAUAGCUGUC
Verruconis gallopava is the source of this 1322-nucleotide messenger RNA. RefSeq lists its product as uncharacterized. Lineage: Eukaryota; Fungi; Ascomycota; Dothideomycetes; Venturiales; Sympoventuriaceae. The record is from RefSeq and is a predicted model, not a curated record. The transcript is spliced from 2 exons. Bases 211 to 1179 code for a protein of 322 amino acids.